This is a messenger RNA of Brugia pahangi, 2103 nucleotides long. The record is from the annotation of a GenBank genome assembly. NCBI's taxonomy places the organism in Eukaryota, Metazoa, Nematoda, Chromadorea, Rhabditida, Onchocercidae.
AUGAAAAAUAAAAAUGAAAUAAUCGUUGCGGAAAAUUUUACAACAAAUUCUGAAAGCAAAAAACAAAAAGCAAUAUCAUGGUUUCAAAAGCAGAAAAUAUUUUUUGAAAUGAUUUGUGAUACAAAAUCAAGCAGUAAUAUUUUCCUCAUUGGUAUACUAUUUGCAUUAGUUAGCGGUUGCAGCAUUUCAUCAGCAAUAAUAUUUUUUGGUCGAAUUAAGCAUAUUCUGUUGACAAAUGAGUUGACAAAUGAGUUGACAAAUGAGUUGACAAAUGAGUCAACAACUGAAUCAUUCCUUAAAGCAAUUUAUGAACAAAUAAUUAUUCUUGCAUUUAUUAUUCUUUUAAUUGUUAUUACACAUUUUGGAAUGCAUUUAUCAACCACAGUUCUGAACGAUAGAAUAAGAAUUCGUUUGAAACGAUAUUAUGAUGGAAUGCAUAAGCACAGAUAUUUAAAUGAAGAAAUUAUUACAAAAGUAAUUGAAAAUGUUAAUUUGAUGGAAAAAGGAUGGGAAAUUUUUGGAAUGCAAUGUCGAAAUGUUGCAAUGAUCAUAUCAUCACUGAUAAUUUGUUUUUAUCAUCAAAUUCAUUUAGCAUUUGUUUUAUUAAGUGUUAUACCAUUAGCUACAACAUUGAAUAUACUUUCAAAAAAGCUUUCAAAGAAAUCAGAUAACAUUUUAUCUGGCAAAAUUUCUCAAACAAUUCAAAUGGAAAAAGAAUUAUUGCUGCGAAAAAAUUCCAUUGAUAAUAUUGCAAAUGAUGAACAUUUGAUAAAAUUAUCAUCAGAAAUGAGAAAUUGCACCAAAUAUGCAAUUCUACAUCAAAUCUGGAAAAGUUCACAUUCCGGAAUUCUAUCAUUUACAAUAUUUACAUUUGUCGGAUGCGGAAUGCUUUAUGGUGGUUAUCUUCUUGAUACAAAUCCACUGAUAAAAAAAGGUGAUAUCUUUAUCAUAGUAUUAUCAAUGGCACUUAUUGCUGAUAGUAUUUCAACUACUAUCACAUAUCAUUAUCUUAUCAAGAAAGGUGUCUACGCUGCAUUGUAUAUCAAAAAUCUUCAGAAAUUUGAUUAUCGAUUUAUGUUAACACGAUAUUGCAAUCGACGUUGUUCAGUGGAUGAAAUAACUGUAACAUUAAUCACAGUCCCAGAAUUUAAGAAUUCAAUUGUUUCACAAAGCGGAAAUUCCUUUAUUCGAUUUAUCAAUGGUACCAGAAAUAUUUUAUGUAAUUAUCAUAAUCAUAAAUUAUUUCUUCUUGUUGGUUUCAUCUUGGCUAUUAUUUAUGGACUUGAACAGGUGGCAUAUAAUAUAGUUAUGGGUGAAAUUUUUACAGCAAUGCUUGGUGACACACCAAAUAUUCAUAUUUUAACUCUUUGUGCUAUCCAAUUAUCUGCUAUUGGUUUUGCUGUAUUUAUAUCACAAACCGUAUCGACUAUAUUGAUUGCUAUAGCAUCGGAACAUAUGGCUGUGUCAUUUCAUGUCAUCUUAUCUCGUCAUCUGUUAAAAAUGGCUGAUAAAGAAUUAUUUAAUAAAUCAAAAAUUAACACUUUAGUGGAUGAAAAUAUUUCAUUAACAUCUGAAGCAAAAUCGUUUUAUCAUCCAUAUUUAUCAGAAUUAAUGACACGCAUAACAUCCAUAUCAACAAAUAUCAUUCUUGGCUUCAUUUAUAGUUGGGAAAUAACUUUGCUUGGAUUCAUUUUUAUUCUUUUGUGCUUUUCCAUACAAAUUGAAUUGGAAUUCGAAUUAUUGACUUAUUGUUACAAAUGUACAGGUAAUCGACGUAUUCCGAAAAAUGCCAAACUACUAAAAUCAUGCAAAGAUUCUGUACUUCGAGCAGUGAAUUUUUCAAUUGUGCAAACAUUUGGAUUUGCUUUAAAAGCACUAUGUUAUGCAUUGACUGCAUUUAUCUGCUAUCAUCAGUACAAACAUCAAACACAAGCAUUUAUGAGUGUAAUUACAUUGUUUACUGCAAGUCAAGAAAUUGUACAACUACCAAAUCUUAUCGGAAAACUCUAUAAAUCAUGGCAAGCAGUAAAUCAAAUAUUUGCUUGCAUGAAUAACAAAUCAUGCAGAAGUUACAUGCCUUCUAUUUCAAAAAGUAUUAGAUAG